AAUGCGGGGAGGCCCCAGAAACGAAACUGCCGGCGGCGGCGAGUUCCCGAGUGCCCCCGAGCCCCCCACCCCGGCGGCGGCGGCGGCGGAUUCAUGAGCUCACACCGAUGGCUGGCAGGUAUGUAGAGAGCUAGGACACAUCCACUCGCUCCAUGGCACCUCCUCCCCCCGGCAUCACCUGGUAGGACCUUCCCGGACGUUCAUUUUGCUCCGCUCAAGCCACCGCCAAAGAUGCCGACAGCCAACGGCCCACGGGUGCCACUGGGCAGCCUCCAGAAGCAGCUGGAGCUGCUCCUGGUCUGCUCCAAGUGCAGUGUGAAGGAGAAUGAGAUCACCUACCACCCGCGGGAGGUGGAGCACAAGUGCAUGUACGAGAUCCUGCUGGCCCGCUGCCGCAGCCACCGGAGCAAGGCCUGGAGGAAGGUGUCCCGGCGGCCCGGCUUCCCCAACCCGGCACGCUACGCCGUCUGCAGGUACUACGUGAUGGGGCUGGGCUGCAGCAGGCACAAGAACCAGUGCACCUUUGCCUGGAGCGUGGAGGAGGCCAUGGUCUGGAACUUUGAGAGGGAACACCAGCUGGAGCACCGCUGGCUGAAGGCGGCAGUGCUGCAGGCGCAGCUGGGGGGUCACCCCCCCGCUGCCUCCCACCCCCCUGCCAGCGCUGCCAGUGAGAUCACCAGCGAGUUUGGGGGGCACUUCCAGGAGAUCUGCAAGCGUUGUUUCUUCGGCUGCCCCCAGCGCAUCUCGGUGGGCGGCCACAGGCGGCUCUGCGAGUCCCACCGCGCCUGGGACCCGCUCCUGGUGCACGUGGUGCUGGACAGCAAGAAGAAGCAGCAGUACACAGCCAUCCGGCCCUGCCCCGAGUUCAUCUCCACCCUCAGCUACUGCCGCUUCGUCUCCCGGGGCCAGCCCUGCCGGCUCGGCCCGCGCCGCUGCCAGUUCGCCCACAGUGACGUGGAGAUGGCCGUGUGGCAGGCCGAGAGGGAGGACGGCUUGCUGCGCUCCGACCUGCUGCCGCCCGUGGGCACCUGCAGCACCAACGGCGAGCCAGAGGCACCCGCCCCGGUGCACUUCUACUGCCGGAUCUGCCUGGUGACCUUCAGCUCGCAGGAGAGCUUCGAGAACCACUGCUCCUCCGUCGAGCAUGUGCAGAUGCUCUCGGCUGACAGCUCCGUGCAGUGGGUGCACCGCGCGCCGCCGCUCGGGCUGACCAAGUUCUCGCUGUGCAGCAGAGCCGAGGUGUGUGAAAUGGGGAAUAGCUGCACCAAGGCCCAUUCCAAAGAGGAGCUGCAGGAGUGGAUCCAGAGGGUGAAGGUUGCCACGAAGAAAAAGAAGCAAGCCCUGAAGGACGGGCUCUUGUCCUACCAGGACCGGCUCAUUGCCGAGUAUCGGACGUGCUCCAACGAGGUGUUAAUUAUGUCUGAGCAUGUCGAGGGUGUCAGAGUUGUGUGUGAGCAGCCUCUGCAAGUGCAGCUGGAGGACAGGAGGAUGAAAUACCAGUGGAGGUUCAAGGUCCACGCUCAGAUGUCUCUGCAGCACGUGGCCCUGCUGAAGCGGGACCCUGGAGUCAAAUUCUACUUCUCGGGGAACGGCCUUUCCCAGGACCUGCAGUACCUCCGUGGGGAGCACGUGUGCUCCUCGCCCCGCACGGCGCAGGUGGAGGUCAGCAUGGAGUGCUGCACGCUGGGGGUCUUCGAGCAGUGGGUGGUCUUCGACUUUGGCAAACGCCCCGUGCUCAUGCAGAAGAUCAAGGUGAAGGUGGGCCGGCGGGAGACCCCCCAGCACGUCCCCAGCAGCAGGGAGAGCAGCCGGACUGUCAACUUCGAGCGGUGGGAUAGAGGUAACCGGAUCAUCGUUCCCAGCGUGCCGAGGACGGCGGAAGAUGUGGCUCUGCUGGCAAAGUACAAACCUCCUGCUCUGGCGCUGGAUUACCAAAGUGAGGGCGGUGCAGUGGUUCCCAUCACCCGGCUCAACUAUCGGGACAGGAUGCACAGCUUCCUCUUCCGUGAGGAGGAAGCCGAGCAGGCUCUGAUUGCCAAACUCAACCUGCGGGUCCUCAUCUCCCUGACGCCCAUGCUGCAGAGCCUCUCCAUGGGGAUGAAGUUUGCCCUCUCUGGGGAGCUGUUUGCUGAAGUGCCUACCCCGUACAACCUCUCUCCGGACACGGAUGAGGGGUACCUGCUGAGCAGGUCUGUGCCCACCGCGUUCCUGGCACCUGACCCACCUGUAGACAACCGGGUUUAUGAAGUUAUCGUGGAGCACAAAGCCACCACGGAGAAGACCAUCUGGCUGCAGAUACCAAACAGAUGCUGCUUGGAGCUGAACUUCAAGGCAAACACCUCCCACAGGGUGGAGAUCCAGUUCCAAAUUGACCAGCUGCUGUUCCGGCAGUGGCACCAGGCUGUGGAUCGCCUGUUGGAUGAGAAGCUGGUCCUGCCAGAUGUUGCCAGUUGCACCAUCCCCUACUCUCUUGCGUCACCACAGAGAGGGAAUAGCAAGCAGAAACAAGCCAUCUCCUUCAUCACAGGCCAGAAGAACUCCAGCCGGCAGGUCCCACCUCUGCUCAUCUAUGGGCCUUUCGGUACAGGGAAGACGUUCACCUUGGCCAUGGCCACCUUGGAGAUCCUCAGGCAGCCCAACACACGGGUGCUGAUCUGCACUCACACGAACAGUGCUGCUGACAUCUACAUCCGGGAGUAUUUCCACAACUACGUGAUCAACGGGCACCCAUGGGCGGUUCCCCUGAGGAUUGUAUCCACCGACCGGCCCGUCAACCUGACAGACCCCACCACCCAGAUGUACUGCUGCCUCUCGCCAGACCAGCGCUCCUUCCGGCACCCCACGCAGCAAGAGAUCGACAAGCACCACAUCAUCAUCACCACCUCCAUGUUAUCCAAGAACCUGAAGGUUCCCCCGGGCUACUUCACCCACAUCAUGAUCGACGAGGCUGCGCAGAUGCUGGAGUGUGAGGCUUUGGUUCCGCUCUCCUUCGCCACCUUUGAGACCCGGAUUGUCCUCGCCGGGGACCACAUGCAGAUAACCCCCAAGCUGUUCUGUGUUGGGGGCGGGCAAUCUGCUGAUCACACCCUCCUGAACCGGCUCUUUCAGUUCUACCAGAAGGAGAGGCAUGAAGUGGCCACGAAGAGCAGGAUCAUCUUCAAUGAGAAUUACCGUUCCACUGCAGGCAUCAUCGAGUUUGUCUCCAAGCACUUCUACAUUGGCAAUGGCAAUGCCAUCCAAGCCAGUGGGAACAUCCCACCCCAUCCCGAAAUCUACCCGCUCGUGUUCUGCCACGUGUCUGGUGUGGCUGAAAGGGAUAUCUCCAUGAUUUCUUGGCACAACGCCUCUGAGAUAAUACAAGUGAUUGAGAAAGUGAAGGAGAUCUAUCAGAGGUGGCCAGAUGAGUGGGGUGUCCGGGAUCUGAAGAAGAUCUGUGUGGUCUCCCAUGGCAUGCAGGUUUCUGCAACAAGACAAGAGCUGAGGAAAAAGCAGCUACAAGAUGUGGUGGUGGAAAACUACGAAAACUUGCCUGGGCGGGAGUUUCGGGUCAUCAUCAUCAGCACGGUCCACACCAGCGAGAGCCUGCGCGUCUCGGCCUCACACCACCUCGAGUUCUUCAACGAGGCCAGAGUGCUCAACACCAUCAUGACCCGGGCUCAGUCGCUGGUGGUGGCAGUGGGGGACGCCGUGGCCUUGUGCUCCCACGGCCAGUGCAGCAAGGUGUGGAAGCGCUUCAUCCAGCAGUGCAUCGACAAGGGGAGCAUCUUCCCGGAGAACCUGACCAUGGCCCAGAUCAAACAGGCUGCGUGUGACAAGGAGAGCUGGAGCAGAAGCCCAGAGGGGAAUGAGGAGGACAGCGACACAGAUUCCUCAAGCUCUGAGGAUGAGAGCGUGAAUCCCGAUGAUCCCAUCCUCCAGGAGCUCCUAGAUGAGAGCAAGAACAUGCUGGUGACAGUGUCCGAAGAAGGGCUGCUGAAUGUGAAGUCUGAGGCUUCAAACCUGUGGGCAGACAAGCAGGAAUACACCAGCUUCUCUUCUCAGACGAUGCAGCAGUAUCUGCAUAUGCACCCCAACAUGUACAAGAGAUGCGAGCUGAUCAAAGAGGGGUUCGACAGAGCUUCUGCCUUCACCCUCAAUGACUCCCCUGCCAUGAACAUUCAGAUCAAGGGCAGAGUUCACUGUGGGACGGCCUUCACAGGGGAUGAGGUGCUGGUGGAAAUCCUGCAGAGCAGCACGGCCGACAGCAGCAGCCACCGCCCGCAGGGGAAGGUCGUGGGCAUCCUAAAGCGCGCCGAGAGAGAGCGGAGCUUCAUCUGCAUGAUGGACGAGUUUGAUCCCCGGGUGAUGAUACCCAUCGAUCCCACCGUCACCAAAAUAUUUGUCCCAGGGCUGAAGGAGAAGCCCAACGUCAUCCCCAUCCGCAAGCUUGUCAAUGGGAAGUACAAGGUGGUCAGCUGUGAGAAGAUCAACCAGGAGACGAGGAGGUGCCAGUUCUUCUGCGUCCAGGUUAUCUCCUGGCGGGAGGGGUUUUACUACCCUUUGGGAAUAGUAACGGAGAUCCUGCAUGCUGCACUGACUUUGGAAGAAGGCCUAAAGAUCCUUGCCUUGGAGUACGGUUUGGAUAAUAAAUAUCCACCUGCUGUCAACAGGGAGUUAGCCAAACACACUUCCAACAGCAACAUAAACCUCACCAAGGAAUGCCUGAAGGACUGUCGGAGUUACCCGACCUUCACUGUUGACCCCCAGGGUGCCAGGGAUUUGGACGACGCCAUCAGUGUGCGGGAUCUUGGGCGUCACUACGAGAUCGGGAUCCACAUUGCAGACGUGGCCGGCAUCAUUCCCAAAGGCUGUGCCUUGGACCUGGAAGCCAAGAAGCGGGGGGUCACCUACUACGCUCCCCAGCGGGAGCCUCUGUGCAUGUUCCCACCCCGCAUUAGCCAGGACGUGUGCAGCCUCCUGCCGCAGAAAGAUCGGCGGGUGAUCUCCUUGUUUGUCACCAUAGAAAAGGACACCGAUCAGAUGUUAAAGGAAGUCUUCACCAUCUCCGUGAUCCGCUCGGACAGGCAGCUGUCCUACGAAGAGGCAGAGCUCUGCAUUAAGAACUGCUACAGGGGAGGAGCAAACGCCCUUCGUUUUGAUACCCUGGAGGACUGCAUUGCUGUGGCUUAUCACUUCUCCAGGAUCCACAGGAAGUUUCGGCUGCAGGAGGACUGUUUCUAUGACCGGCUGGAUGAGGAAAGUUCCCCAGGUAAGAGGGGGUCCCAUCAGAUGAUAGAGGAGUUAAUGAUCAUGUUCAACAGCUUCGUGGCCGAGUUCCUCACCGACAAGGAGGUGACCAGAAAUGUCACUCCUCUCCGGUGUCAGUGUGAGCCAAGUCUUACCCAGCUGUCACACAUGAAAAACAAGUACAACCACAUGGUUCCUUUGUCCAUCCAUCUCUUGCAUCACCUGGGAGAGGUGCCUCCUGGACAAGACACCCCUAAAAACGUGGAGUUCAGUCUUCUGGCCCCCGUCUGGGAGCACCUGCAGUCGGCUGUCAGUGCCCGUGACUUCCACAAGAUGCUAGACCUUGUCGUCACUGAUGACAUCCACCCAAAGCUGGCCCCCCUGGCCCUGGAGUUCAGGAGGCUGCUCAGCCGCUCCUAUUUCUGCCGCUCCAACUCCACUGUCCAGUCGAAAGCAGGCCAUUACUCCCUGCACGUUGACUCGUACACCUGGGCUUCCUCUCCCAUCCGCCGAUAUGUGGAUGUCGUGGUCCAGCGGCACCUUCAUUCCGUGCUCCGCAAGAAGCCCCUCAUCUAUUCUGUGGACGACAUUGACUUCCUCUGUCACGACUUCAACAGGAAGAACUCCCAGGCGAUGAUGUAUGAGAAGAGAGCCCACUGCCUGCAGAUGGCCACCCAGCUGAAGGGCCAAGUCCUGCAGAAGAUUGCCUUCGUGGUGGAUAUCGAAGAGAUGAGCAGGUUUUUUAAAGCCCUGUUUCCCCUGAACAAGGAGAGCCUUCCGGAUCCACAGAAAAUUAACUACAGGUCCCUUCAGCUGAUAGAGCAGCCCGUGUUCAUCCAGCAGCGGAGCAGCAUCAGGCUGACGUGGAAGAGGAGGAUGUACUCUGCAGAGAUGAAGGAUCACAGCCUGCGGGAAGGACCCCUCCGUGACCAGAGUGUCACCCUCUUCCGCACCCAGACCUGGCAAGACGUGCUCACAGCCAUCCGGAAGGAGGAUUUUGAGAGGGCUGCCCACCUCCUGCAGCAGAGCAAGGAGCUGUACCAGCGGCACGUGGGGUGGGUGCGGAAGAGCCAGUGCUCGCACUACAUGGAGCUGGGCCUGGAGCUGAGCGCCGGCGACGCGCUGCGGUUCCAGCUCACCACCGACGUCUGCCGGGGCUUCCUGGUGCCCUUCGUGCAGCUGUGGUGUGUGGCGCCGGGUUUUGACGUCUGCCUGCAGCACACGGAGAAGCCAAUCGACUGCUUCUCUGCCUACGCCACGCUGCAGUCCAAGGACAGGUACAAGAACACGGCCGAGUACAACAGGGUGUGGAUGCCGAUGAGCGCCAUGGAGUCUGCGUCCUGCGCCGUGGCCGAGAACGACUCCAUCGUCCUCCACGAUGUUAAAAUAAAGUGGGCAAGGCAAAGGACGAGCAAAGGGCAGCUGCAGGGGAGCUUUGUGCUGAACAAAAAGUGGUUGGAGGACUGCUCCAUUGAAGUGGACUUCCUCCACUGUUACCUGUGCAUCCGCUUAGGGGGGCUGAAGCUUGGGAGCCUCCAAAGCGACGAGGAAAGCCUUAGCCAUGGCCUCCAGAACCUGGCUUUGCUUGACAAGGAAAGGUCAGAGAACAAACUUGUGGUGGAUCCCGAUACCUACACCUGGGUGGCUCACGGGGUCACCGAGGAGGCCGACGAUGACAAGAAGUCAGACAGGACUGGUCAGCAGACCAUGAACUUUUACAUCCACUAUAUGUCUAUGGAGAACAUCCCUGUGGAGAUCUCACAGGCCUCUGCCAGGUUCACGGUGGAGCUCAUACCAAAGAUGCUGCCAGACGUACGGAAAGAAAAGGCACUUUGGAGGCUGAAAUACGCCUCCGAGCUUGCCAAAAGCAUCGCCCUUGGCCACGAACCUCCUCAGAAAGUGACAACAUCCAGAAUCCUGCAGCAAAGAUCCUUUGAUCUCCCUGGCAGCCAAAGGAAGCUUAACCAGAGUCAGAACCAGGCUAUCCUGAAUGCUCUGAGAGAUUCCUUCACGCUCAUCCAAGGCCCACCAGGUAACGGGAAGACCAUUGUUGGAACUCACAUUGUCUACUGGUUCCAUAAACUGAAUGAGGAGAGCAUUGAGAAGGACGAAACACCGUGCCUGGAAGAAGAAAAGCACAAAAAGAGGAAGUGCAUCUUGUACUGUGGCCCAUCCAACAAGUCUGUUGAUGUUGUUGCUGAGAUGCUGCUGAAGAUAAAGAGCCUGAAACCACUGAGGGUUUAUGGGGAGGCCAUCGAGACGAUGGAAUUCCCAUACCCGGGGAGCAACCGGCAGCUCUCCCGUAAAUCCCUGCGGGAUACAAAGCCAAAGCGUGAGCUCAGCGAAAUAAUCCUGCAUCACCGCAUCCGGCGGUCGCCCAGCCCUUUCUGGCAGGAGAUCUGUCGCUUUGACACUCGGAUGAGGAACGGAGAGCAGAUCACAGAAGCAGAAACAAAGAAGUACAAAGAGUGGCUGUCACACGGCCGCACGUAUCAGCUGCAGUGCCACGAUAUCAUCCUGUGCACAUGCUCUGCCUCAUCUUCCAACGUCCUGGAGCAGCUCAAUGUCAGGCAGAUAAUCAUCGAUGAGUGUGCCAUGUCCACAGAGCCCGAGACCCUCAUCCCCUUGGUCAGCCACCGCUUUGCUGAGAAGGUUGUUUUGCUCGGGGAUCACAAGCAGCUGAGGCCGGUGGUUAACAAUGAUGUUUGCAAGAGCCUCGGCAUGGAGACGUCUCUCUUUGAGCGCUACCAGGACCAGGCGUGGAUGCUGGAUGUACAAUAUCGCAUGCACAAAGGCAUUUGUGAGUUCCCAUCCCAGGAGUUCUACGAAAUGCGGCUGAAAACGUGGCCCCAGCUUCAUCAGAGACCCAGUGUGCUCCACCACAGGGACAACGGCUGCUGCCCCAUCAUCUUCGGGCACGUGGAAGGGAAGGAGCAGUCCCUCAUGAUUUCCACCGAGGAAGGAAACGAGAACUCCAAAGCCAACCCUGAUGAAGCGGCCCAGGCGGUGAGGAUAGCCAAGCAGCUGGCACUAGAUGGCACCAUCCGGCCAGAGAGCAUCGCCAUCCUGAGCCCCUACAACGCCCAGGUGUCCGAGAUCAACAAGAGCCUCCUGAGGGAGGGCAUCCGCGGGGUGACUGUCUGCACCAUCAUGAAGAGUCAAGGAAGUGAGUGGAGAUACGUGAUCCUGUCGACUGUACGCUCCUGCCCCCGGUCUGAGAUUGAUAGGAAGCCCACGAAGAGCUGGCAGAAGAAAUACCUGGGGUUUGUAACUGACCCAAACCAGGUCAAUGUGGGCAUCACACGAGCUCAGGAAGGACUCUGCAUCAUAGGGAACCGGUACCUCCUGGAAUGCAACCCUCUGUGGAAGAGGCUCCUCCAGCAUUACCGGCAGCGCAACUGCUGUGCUGCAGCCCAGGAGAUCCGUGUCAGGAGGAGCACAGCGAUCCGAUGAGGGUGGGCCCCCUCCGCCCGAGCUGCGUUUCGUGUGCCUUGGGAAGGACCAGAUCUUUCCGUCAUUUAACGACCUACGGAGCCAAAUGCAGCGGGGGGAGCUGGGAGCUCCCCCUGUGCCGUGACAGCUCAGAGCUUCGGCACCUCCU
This is a messenger RNA of Myiozetetes cayanensis, 8827 nucleotides long. RefSeq names its product helicase with zinc finger 2 (gene HELZ2). Gene Ontology annotation, molecular function: 5'-3' DNA helicase activity; RNA nuclease activity; metal ion binding. Lineage: Eukaryota; Metazoa; Chordata; Aves; Passeriformes; Tyrannidae. The record is from RefSeq and is a predicted model, not a curated record.